Messenger RNA from Salvia miltiorrhiza (redroot sage), 2730 nucleotides. Its product is annotated as putative late blight resistance protein homolog R1C-3. The transcript has a single exon. Gene Ontology annotation, molecular function: ADP binding. NCBI's taxonomy places the organism in Eukaryota, Viridiplantae, Streptophyta, Magnoliopsida, Lamiales, Lamiaceae. Bases 1 to 2730 code for a protein of 909 amino acids. Gene Ontology annotation, biological process: defense response to other organism. The record is from RefSeq and is a predicted model, not a curated record.
AUGGCGGCAUAUGCAGCCUUGGUUUCUGUUAUGCAUAUCAUCCAUACAAUCGGGCAUCACCAUUCCCCUCCAAUUUCUAUCGACAAACAACAAGUUGAAUCUCUCACUCAAAUUCUUACCUCUUUGCAGGAAUUCCUUGAAGGUUAUAAGUCCCCUGUUGCUGACGGAGAUGAAGCUGAUCCGCUGGAGAUGCGUAUUGUAGAUACAGCUCAUGCGGUUGAAGAUGUUAUCGAAUCACAUAUUGUGGACAAGCUUCAGCCGAGGAGAUCCAAACGUAUCGCAGAUGCAGCUUCUGCGGCUGAAGAUGCUAUCGAAUCUCAUAUUGUGGACAAGCUUCAGGCCAGGAGAUCCAAACUAGCCAAAAUCAGCUGCUUCUUCAACUGCUUUGGAGAUUCAAAAAAUGACUCAUCAAAUCACGAUGAUGAACAAAUCAACUUCUAUCAAGAUGUACAACAAGUGAUAGAAGAAAUGAAUGUGAUUAAGAAGGAAGCCAUGGAGAUUGCAGCCGAAGCUCAGCUGCAGAGAAAGGUAUCCUUGACUCAUGCUGGCUCCUUGAUAUCCUCUUCCAAUGUGAAGGAAAGCAUGAUGGUGGGCUUUGAUGACGUGCUACUUCAACUCUUGGAUAAGCUCACUGGAGGGCACCGCAAUCGCCAAAUCAUCCCAAUCACAGGGAUGGGCGGGAUUGGUAAGACCACUCUUGCCCGACAUAUAUUUGAGCAUGCCCUUGUUAAGGAGUAUUUUGAUAUUCGUGCGUGGACUACAAUUUCUCAAACUUAUAAUGUUAGAGAAACACUUAGGCAAGUUGUUCACCAAGUAAGUGGAAAUUUGGGUAGUGAUCUGAGUGAGGAAGAUUUAGGAGAAAAAUUGUACAAGUAUCUAUGUGGUAGGAGGUAUAUUAUAAUACUGGAUGAUAUGUGGAGUAUAGAGGUAUGGGAAAAGAUGAUGGUUUUCUUUCCUAAUAACAAUGAUGGGAGUCGAAUAAUCGUAACAACUAGGCUCUCAAACUUGGCUACUGAGUUGACAAACUCUAACAGCAUUGGUAUGAGAUUUUUAGAUGAUGUUUGUAGCUGGAAUUUGUUCUCCAAAACUGUAUUUGGGGAUGAGGUUUUUCCUCUUCAACUCGAGAAAAUCGGAAAGAAAAUCGUGGGGAAGUGUAAGGGACUUCCUUUGUCGAUUGUUGUGAUUGGCGGUCUUUUGGCAAAGUCUGAACUUACACUUGAAUAUUGGGAGCACGUAGAGGAAAACAUAAGCUCAAUAGUGAAUUAUGAGAAUGAUGAAUAUUGCUUGAGAGUAUUGAAACUAAGCUAUGACCAUUUGCCUGCCUAUUUGAAGCCUUGUUUUUUGUACAUGGGGAUGUUUGGGGAAGAUGAGAAAAUUGGAGUCUCAGAACUCAUGAGGCUAUGGGUUUGUGAAGGCUUUCUUAAACCAAUAAUCAAUAAAAGCUUGGAAACAAUUGCCAAUGAGUAUCUGAAGGAGCUAGUCGAUAGAAACCUCAUUCUAGUUCAUAAGUUGGGGAAACUUGGGAAUAUAAAGUACUGCAAAAUGCAUGAUUUACUGAGAGAUCUAUCAUUUCAAGAAGCUAAAAAGCAGAGGUUUUAUUAUGUAUUAGGGAAACAUUAUCCUCGAGGGAUAAAUCGCCAACGCCGCAUUGUUAUUCCCGAAAGCAGUUCAGAUAAGACAAUCAGGAAUGCCUUGAAAACUAUGUCACGUGCUCGUUCUUUCAUAUGUCAUGCUGAUUCAGUUCCACAAUUGCUAGGUUUUAGAUUUUUUAGGACAUUGACUACAUAUAGGUGUUCCAGUGAGUAUUCAGAAGAAAAUGUGUUCCAAUCGGUGAACUUGAGGUACCUUUCAGCUAGAUUUCGUGAGGGGUUCCAAAUCCCUUCUUCAAUUAGUCUGCUCUGGAAUCUACACACACUAAUUGUUUCUUGUUGGGGUGCACCUACUGCACCACUAGAAAUUUGGAAAAUGCAUCAGCUUAAGCAUUUCGAGAUCGUAGGUGGAGAAAUGUAUCUCCCAGAUCCUCCGAGCGGCCAUAGUGAUGUUAUGAUGGAGAAUCUAGAGACACUCUACGGAGUGAUUGAUUUCAACUUGAAUGAAGAAGCGGUUAAGAGAAUUCCCAAUAUCAAGAAACUGUUUAUCAGAUACCAUGAUAAAGUAAUGGACAGAGUGAAGUGCCUUAGCUAUCUUCAAUGUCUGAGUAAGCUGGAAAGCUUGACGUGCUCUAUUGAUGAUGGCAGUGAUGAUGAGUAUCUGCAGAGUAUUAGCUUCCCGCACUCACUCAAGAAGCUGUCUCUUGAAUGCGAAAAGUUCCAUUUGGAGGAAAUUCUGGAAAAGAUAGGUUCAUUGCCACUUCUUGAGAAGCUCACACUGAUUGAUGGGCAGUUUGCAACACGCGGUUGGGAAAUAGUUGAAGGCCAAUUCCCCAGCCUCAGAUACUUGAAAUUGUGGGAGUGUGCGGAUAUGGAAUGUUGGACGUUAGAGGGCUCCUGCUUGCCACGCCUUGAGCAACUUCAUAUCUGGGGCAUGAGGGCAUUGGAGGAGUUCCCUUCAGAAAUUGGAGAAAUAGCAACACUCAAAUCAAUUGAAUUGUACAGAUGCAGUGAAUCGAUGGUUGUGUCUUUGAAAAAGAUAGUAGAGGAACAAGAGGAAUUACAAGGGGACCCAUCCUUUCAUGUUCUAGUUAGAUCACGCAAGGUCAGCCAAGAACUGCAGAGCUUGGCAACUCCCUGA